Molecule: messenger RNA, 1125 nt
Organism: Seminavis robusta
Lineage: Eukaryota; Bacillariophyta; Bacillariophyceae; Naviculales; Naviculaceae
Source: the annotation of a GenBank genome assembly
AAUGAUGUGACGCUGAACCCAAGCUUUGGGUAACACUCAUAAUCUCAGGUUCUUUGUUGAUCAACAAGCUGUCUAUCGCUCCCUGAUCAUUUCCUACAUCUCGUUCAUCAAUUCAUCCAUCAUGCCCAACUGGAGCUACGCUUUCGACCCCAAUCGAUAUGAUCCAUCUCACGACGCCUAUACAAUCUUGAAAGCCCCCUCCGAAUGCACGGAUCGUGAACUCAAGCUACAGUUUCGCAGAAGUGCCCUCGAGUGCCACCCGGACAAGAGCAACGCCCCAGAUGCAACUGCAAGGUUCCAAUAUCUCAACAACGCUUGGGAGAUGCUGAAGACUCAUCGUGCAAGCUACGAUAUCAGCCGCAAUGCCUACCUGCGAAUCCGUCGUCACCAAGAAGAAGAACUCCGUCGUCAACGAGAAGCAGAACAGAUUCGCCGUCAAUGGGAAGAGCAGCUGCGCCGUCAGCGGGAAGAGGAAGAGCGUCGUCAGCGGGAAGCGGAAGAGCGCCGUGAAAGAGAAGAACAGCUACGCCGUCAGUGGGAAGAGCGGCUACGUCGUCUACGAGAAGAACAGAUUCGCCGUCAGCGGGAAGAGGAAGAGCGCCGUCGUGGGGAUGAGUUGCGCCGUCAGCAAGAAGAAGAAAAAAUCCGCCGCGAGCAGGAAGAGAUACGCCGCGUUGAGCGUGAGAUGGAAGUGAUACGCCGCCGUCGGGAAGAGAUUCUCCGUUGGGAAGAGCUGCGCUGCCGUGAGCUGGAAGAGCAAGAACGGCAAAAGCAGCAAGCUAUGCGACCAAAUCCUACAGGUACGAACGAUUGCGACUAUGUACCGCCUCGACGAACCCAGCCCAGUCGAGAAGCCAAGUCUCGGAACUUCUCCUACACAUACGGGUGCAGCGAGAGCGAGAGUGAAAUUGACAAUGAUAGCGUCAUUGUCAGUGAUAGUGAUAUCGGUAGCAGUGAUAGCGAGAGCAAGAGUGGAUGCCACAGUGAUGUCAUUGACAGUGAUAGUGACAGCGAUGGCUAUGGAGAGUCUUAGGACCAUGGAGGUUGCAGCCCUGGAAUACAUUUACAUGUACCGAAUUGGUUAGAAAGCGUAACUUGCAAACUAGUACCAGAUCUUAUCAAUGU